AAGUUAUUCAGGACAAAAUUAUCGCCGCCCUUUAUCGAAUUCCGGUUACCCUGCUAUGAUCACUUUGGUUCCUUCCUGUUUUCAUCCUGGUAUCCGUUUCCUGAUACCUGGAAAUCGUCAAAGUCUCUUCUGCAGUUCUACAGAGGGAACGGCAUCCCACCGCUCAAGUACUCACGAAUGGUACUGUCAAGUUCGAAAGAAAAGCGGCGUUGAGGAAUUCUGACGAAUCAAAUCGGAGGAUGAGGUGCCUUGAUUUCUCCAAGGGCGUCACCGGAAAGUAUCAUUUCUAGCCCUCCAGAAAAUUGAACCCACGAAUGGCCGUUUUACAGUUCGAUCCCACCGUAAAAAAUUAUCGAAUACCACCACCUCUCUUCGACUCGCUGAUGGCCAGUGGAGUCGGCUUGACUAUCAGGUCGCUGAUGACUGGAUCAGCCUAUAGUCCUGGAAAACGACCCCCAACAUACCAUGCCUUAGUACCUCGAUUCUCCUGACAAAAAAAAUUGGACCCGUGCACAUGGAAAUAUGGUGCUAGCACCUCUUAGGACUUUAACAUGGACGCCCAUGGACAAUGAAAUCGCAUUUGGGUAUCGCGAAUUGUGGACAAUCCCGCCGUGGUCGUAUUCAUCAAAACGCGUUGAAUUGUUCCUGUUCCUACUUACGCUACAAUUAGGACGCUCGCCUACCACUGACAGAGCAAAAGAUUUCUCAACACAAUUCUACCAGAGUAAUGAUAGCAGUCGGGGUUUGGGCUCAACCUUUUGGAAAUACUGUCUGUCCUCCGAUCCGACCUUCAACUCACAUUAACAAAGAUGUUCUCCGUUAAAGCUUUGUCUCUUAUCAUGGCCUCCUUGGCCGUUGCUACUCAAGCAUUUCCUGCUCCUAAGGCAGUGACUAUCGCCGAAGCUCAAAUUGCUAGCGCUACCUACAACGGUGAUGCCACCUACUACGCCCCUGGUUUAGGAGCCUGUGGACGUAACAACAACGCCAAUGAGCUGGUUGCUGCCGUCGCUGCGACGAUCUUCGACACCUUCCCUGGUGCGACGGCCAAUCCUAACAACAAUCCUAUCUGUGGAAGACCGGCCGUAGUUACAUACCAAGGCAAAUCGGUCACUGUUACGAUAGUCGAUCGAUGCCCAGGUUGCGGAACUACUGGAAUUGAUCUUUCUCCAGCUGCAUUCCAAAUUUUGGCGCCUCUUAGUGUAGGCAGGAUCCCCGUUCAGUGGACCGUCUAG
Messenger RNA from Marasmius oreades (fairy-ring Marasmius), 1232 nucleotides. RefSeq lists its product as uncharacterized. Lineage: Eukaryota; Fungi; Basidiomycota; Agaricomycetes; Agaricales; Marasmiaceae. Bases 810 to 1232 code for a protein of 140 amino acids. The record is from RefSeq and is a predicted model, not a curated record. The transcript is spliced from 5 exons.